Silurus meridionalis is the source of this 2072-nucleotide messenger RNA. RefSeq names its product eukaryotic translation initiation factor 4E binding protein 2 (gene eif4ebp2). The record is from RefSeq and is a predicted model, not a curated record. Lineage: Eukaryota; Metazoa; Chordata; Actinopteri; Siluriformes; Siluridae. Gene Ontology annotation, molecular function: eukaryotic initiation factor 4E binding. The coding region runs from base 189 to 536 and encodes 115 amino acids. Gene Ontology annotation, cellular component: cytoplasm. Gene Ontology annotation, biological process: negative regulation of translational initiation. The transcript is spliced from 3 exons.
GCUUCCUGCCUGGCGGAGGGAGGGACGGACGGACGGUGCUGACGGCUGGGAGGACGAGGCAAACGACCCAAAAAGCGCCUUAAAAAAAAGACAAAAGAAAGGGGGAAAAGGGCCCGGGGUUCCACCUUCCGUCGGCGUUACAACUUCAGCUCGACACCGCUCAGCUACCCAAAUCUAAAUUGAAUGCAAUGUCGUCCAGUCGUCAGUAUAGCGAGAGCAGGGCCAUUCCGACCAGGACGGUGCUGAUCGACGACUCAACGCAGCUACCUCACGAUUAUUGCACCACUCCUGGAGGCACUUUAUUCUCAACUACCCCGGGCGGCACCCGGAUCAUCUAUGACCGUAAGUUCCUGUUAGACCGGCGUAAUUCCCCUAUAGCCCAAACUCCACCAGCACACCUGCCCGUCAUCCCCGGAGUGACGAGCCAAAACAUUCUGAAUGAGAAGAAGAAGAAAAAGAAUGAAGCCAAUAACAUCAAUAACCACGAUGGCAAACCAGGAACAGGUGAAGAUGCUCAGUUCGAGAUGGACAUCUAAAGAAGAGGAACCAACAUGAUGAGCGAAUAAUAAUCUGGCGUCCAUGUGCCAGUGGCUUGGCUUGUAGAAACCAAUGUUGUGAGCCCUCUCCUUUAGCUCUCUCUAGCUGUUGGUUGAUAAAUAAUCAUGGGAUAGUCAACUCCUGUUGGCCCAGUGGGCUGCUGGAGCCCUAAAAGUUAACAAAUGAUGAUUAAUUGUUUGAUUAGGUUUCAGGGCUACCAACAGCUGUACAGUCUUUGGCCACCCAGCAAGGGAAAUGUCUGUAUUUAAGUGCCCAAAUGUAACAAUUAAUGUAAUCCGUUUCACUUGCAAAACAGCCACCAAGAGAUUUCUUCAUGGUUAUUUAGUGCCGUUUUUACAGUAAGAUAAACGACCCAAAAUGUUCACUGUGUCUGUUAUCCAGGCAUUUCAUCAGUGCACCUUCUGUUACCUCCUUGUUGUUUCAUCAUUUUCAAUAGUCAAUUUUUUCAAGUAUGUGGGGGUUUGUUUGUUUUGUUUUAUUUCCUUAACAAGGUCUAGUAGCAUUUGACGAGGGUCGUGCGUUUCGGUUUUGAAAGAGAACCAUUUUCAUUCCAACUCUUUCGAAUUGCGCAUUGCUACAUCGCUGGAACCAUUGUUUUCUUUUUUCAAAUGUGCUAUAACUUGCUUUAGAUUCAGCAUGGGUAAAUAGUUUUAUAAAUGCCUAAACCAUGCACUUUAAGUAAGAAGCGCAGUUGGAAUCCUGCCAAAUUUCUACUCCAAUAUUUUCCCCUUCAUCUUUUAUUUAAUGCAAAAAUAUCAGUUGGAAAACAUAUUGAUGACCAGGUUGUUUUCCGCUAGUGAUACUAUGAUCAGUUGUCAGAUUGAUCUUUGCCUGCAAUAUAAUUUGCACCCUGUCUUUUGAUUUCUGAGUAAAUUCCUGAUGAUACUUGAAGCAUUGCCAUCAGCUUUGUGGUCACAGUCUAAAAGAAAAAAAACAGAUGCUGUAGUACAAGUGACCCAAAACUAGUUGUUGGUCAAAGGUAAUGACAACAUGCACAGCUUUUGGACCAGUAAAGGGUUAAAUCAGAUUUAUAUAAUAGGUAAAAAGAAGCCCCAUUCCAGAGCUGGUCUCAAGAUGCAGUUAUGUCACUUACAAUGUGUGACUUUUAGCGCCUACACAGGUGAAAUAAUAGGGAAGUAUAUACACCAUAAUGCCAGUUGUGACGUCUACUUUUGCUUUCCAUUUGCUACUAUAUUUACAAACCUUCAACAUCAGUUUAAAAUGGUAGGAAAGCACUGAAGUGUUGUCAGGAAGUUUGUUCUGCAAUUAUGCAUCAGUGAUAAUGCGGUUAGGAAAAGUUGUAACAGCAUUUGAGAUGAUGAAUAGUUGCAGUGACCUGGCAUUUGAUUUUUUUUUUUUUUGUAUUAUAUAUUUUUUUGGACUGAUCAAAAGCUUGAAUGAAACAUUUCCAGUACUCCUCUAUGCACAUUAACUCGUUUAUAUCUUAUCCUAAGCUCAGCAUAAAAAAAAAAAAAAAUGUAUCUAUGAAAUUUUUUUUUUUUUUUUGGUUUCCU